AUGGACCAACUCGCGCGCAGAUAUUUGUGUCUUGAACGCGCGGAGGAAACUCUAGAAUAUCUAGGACGCGAAAACUCCGAACUGGAUAGGCCGGUAUCGGUGGCAGAAUUCGAGUACGAGCUCGGGGCCAUGAAAAAGGGCACCGCGCCGGCGCCCGACACCAUCACGGUAAAACUCCUUUAUAACUUGGAAGAAGAAAUUCUUACGCCAAUUCUUGUCUUAAAUAUGUCGGUCCUGAGGGAGGUGCUGAAAGUUACUACUGCCGUCUUGAAAUCCGGAAGUCGCCAUCUGAAGGACGUUUCACAUACGACAAGGAGUUACAGUUCGCAGGCGCUGGAAAGCACGGAAUCAUCCCAACAACUGAGAGCUGCAUACAAAGACAACUUUCUGGCUCGGGCGUAUGUAGACACGUAUGGUUUUAGAACAGGAGAAGCGUCUACUUUCCAACUGGAAGAACUUCACCGCAUUUUUCGAUCAGGACUGACUCAGGGCGGGACACUGGUGGAAGUGGGCAGCGGUCCUUUGGUCUGGUGUUCGCUCGUAGCCUCCAGUCGAUUCGAACGCAUCGUGCUCAGCGACUUGGUCGAAGGAAAUAGGCUCGAAAUCGAAAAGUGGCUCAACAAGGAUCAAGGUGCCGUCGACUGGACCAUCCGAGCCGAGCAAGUUGCUGCCUUGGAGGGCUAUAGCAACAUCAAGGAAGGUGCGUUAGAAAUACAGGAACGUGCACGGUCCUCCAUCCGCAAAGUGGUUCCCUGCGACGUCCUGGAACCCGGAGUGCUGCCCGAGGAACACAGAGAAACCUUCGACGUCGUUCUUUCCUGCAGCUGCCUGGAAUCGGCCACGACGGACCACGAGUCAUUCCGAAGAGCGGUUUGCAACGUGGGGACACUCGCCAAACCCGGCGGUCGGCUUGUUUUGGUGGGCGUGGGUGGUUCAAAAAGGUAUCCUGUGGGAACCGCCGCCUUUGUUCAGGCCAACGUCACCGAAAAUGUGGUGAAACAAGCCGUGGCAGAUGCCGGCUUUCAGAUGGAAGAAUACCAUACCAAGAGCCUUAAACUCCUUUUAGGAUCGCCCGGAGCCUUCACCUUUGUCUUGAUGGCCCGUAAACUUUGA
Molecule: messenger RNA, 1113 nt
Organism: Ixodes scapularis (black-legged tick)
Lineage: Eukaryota; Metazoa; Arthropoda; Arachnida; Ixodida; Ixodidae
Product: indolethylamine N-methyltransferase-like
Exons: 5
Coding region: 1-1113 (370 amino acids)
Cellular component (GO): cytosol
Molecular function (GO): N-methyltransferase activity
Source: RefSeq, a predicted model, not a curated record